GAGAAAGGAGAAAGACAUAAAGAGGGAAACGAAAAAAUGGGAGCUUUUUGUUUGUUUUUUCCCAAUUUUCGCUUUUUUUGUUCUGUGACUUCCCUACUGUUGAUGGAGAGAACCACCAAAAUUACACUUCUGUUUCUGCUUUUGCCCCUGAAUUCUUAUUGCAGACGACCAAAAAGAAUUAAAUUAUAAAAAAUGUUUCAAGCGCUAGCAAGCAAAAGACUGUUACGAAGUACCAUAAAACUCUCUUAUGUAAAAUACAGUCAACCACAACAUCGUUUAUCUAUUCGUACUUAUAUACGACCUCACUAUUACACUGACGUACAAAAUACGACCUUGUCGAAAGCUUUACAGAAACAACGAGAUCCCAUACAACGAUUCAAUCGACAAGUCAAUAAUUUGGAUCCCAAUAAAGUACUCUGGACAGUUAUCGGGACUAAUGUUGGCGUAUUUUUGAUGUGGCAAUAUGCAUACAGCACAUACCGAACGUUUGGGGAUGGCCAUUGGCUCCAAUUCAUGACCAAACACUUUGCAGUUUCUCCUGAAGCAACUUCUAACGGACGCUAUCAUACAUUGUUGGCCUCAUGUUUUUCGCACCAACAAUUGGACCAUUUAGCAAUAAACAUGCUUGUAUUGCACAGUAUGGGCCAAGGAGUCCUUCAAGCGAUUGGUGUUUCAAGAUUUUUAUUACUUUAUGCUAGUGCAGGAAUUGUAUCCAAUUUAAUUGGUAAUGGCUACAAAAAAUACGUACGACCUUGGCUUGAAAGAAACCAGUUUGUAUAUAGCAGAAGAAAAGAGCUAAUUAGAUCAGUUGGUGCCUCAGGAUCCAUCAUGGGCUUGAUUACAUUUUUCGCUUGUGCUUGUAUGUCUGCACCCUUGCAAUUGAUCGAUGUAUAUAAAGCUACAGAACUCUAACUUUAACACAUGCUAUUCUAUAGUUCCAACAUCUAAGUUUUUGAUG
Mycotypha africana is the source of this 958-nucleotide messenger RNA. RefSeq lists its product as uncharacterized. The record is from RefSeq and is a predicted model, not a curated record. Bases 193 to 912 code for a protein of 239 amino acids. The transcript is spliced from 2 exons. Gene Ontology annotation, molecular function: serine-type endopeptidase activity. Gene Ontology annotation, cellular component: membrane. NCBI's taxonomy places the organism in Eukaryota, Fungi, Mucoromycota, Mucoromycetes, Mucorales, Mycotyphaceae.